Penicillium subrubescens is the source of this 1194-nucleotide messenger RNA. RefSeq lists its product as uncharacterized. Bases 1 to 1194 code for a protein of 397 amino acids. The record is from RefSeq and is a predicted model, not a curated record. Gene Ontology annotation, molecular function: protein binding. NCBI's taxonomy places the organism in Eukaryota, Fungi, Ascomycota, Eurotiomycetes, Eurotiales, Aspergillaceae. The transcript is spliced from 2 exons.
AUGGGAACUAGUAUUCAAUUUUCCAAAUAUGUCGGAGAUGAAUCAGAAGGUACUUCCACGGUCGAUUCCAAGCAAAGUAGCCCAAACAUUCUCCCGCGGAGUGAAGGUGUGGCUCCGUUGAAAGAUGCCAACAAGAACGACAUUCCACCCACGGCGCGAUGGACCAAGAUCGACCAGCUACUGGUUAGUCCUGCUGCUUUAGAGGCAGGUAACGAGCGAUAUGAGGAGCGACUGGGAUUCGUGAUCGUGCUGCGAGUUCUGACUAAGGAGGAGAUCCAGGCAUAUGCUCUAAAGACGGAGGAGAUUCGAGGUAAGCUUUUCCAAUUCGAGAGUGCGGCCAAAGGCUUCAAUAGCACAGAUAACUCACUUGAUCUUUUCCCAGAUGCCUGUUACGAGGGAUACGUUCGCGACAAGCGCCGGCGGAGGGAGGAAAAACAGCGCCAAGCCAAGGACCAAGAUUCAGCAGCUCGUGAGGAAAAGUGGAACGAGUCACGACAAGCUUUCGUGAUGGGCGAGGAAGACAAAGAAUCACUUCACUCUAUCUCCAUUGAAGACGAGGCUUCUAUGGGCAAGCGCUCGACCUAUGGCCACAAACAUCCCAUCGAUGACCCCUUGGUGGACGUCAUGCCCCAGGAGCCGUUAUUCUAUCCACCUGAAUAUAUAGGAGACGACCUAGAGGGUACCUCCAUGGUCAAUUCCAUGGAGAGAUCCCCCGAUACCCUCCCGAAAAGGGCAGUCGAUGCAAUCGCUUUACUAGAACACUCUCGAACCAACUUUGGUCCCGAGGAUCCCAACACAAUGGCCUACAUGGAGCAUGUCGUGGAGGUAUUUUGGCAACAUGGGCGACUUCGUGAGCUGAAGCCGCUUUUGAACGAAUUGCUGGAUCUCAAACCGAAACAAAUGGGCCCUGGAAAUGCUUCCACUCUCGCCCGCAUGGAUACUAAGGGACGGAUGCUCUUUACCAGUCGCAACGGGGCAUACAAAAGCCUUCGAAAAGGCGAUCACAAAAAGGGCGAGGAGCUUUUACUUGAUAUAGUUGAAGCUUCCGAGAAGCACCAGCACUCCCUGGCGCUCCGGGAAGCAAGCGAAUUGGCUGCAAUCGACCUUGACGGGGCCUACUUCGAGAACGGGGAGCCUGAGAAAGCAGAUGCCUUCAAGGACUUACAGGUGCGGGGGUUUUCCAGUGGAAAGUAG